This is a messenger RNA of Carlito syrichta (Philippine tarsier), 1825 nucleotides long. It is a transcript of the gene TRIP10, whose product is annotated as thyroid hormone receptor interactor 10. The record is from RefSeq and is a predicted model, not a curated record. NCBI's taxonomy places the organism in Eukaryota, Metazoa, Chordata, Mammalia, Primates, Tarsiidae. The coding region runs from base 245 to 1558 and encodes 437 amino acids. Gene Ontology annotation, biological process: signal transduction. The transcript is spliced from 13 exons. Gene Ontology annotation, molecular function: protein binding.
AUACGUCAAGUUCGUGAAGGAGCGCACCGAGGUGGAACAGGCCUAUGCGAAGCAACUGCGGAGCCUGGUGAAGAAAUACCUGCCCAAGAGACCUGCCAAAGAUGAUCCCGAGUCCAAGUUCAGUCAACAGCAGGCCUUCGUGCAGAUCUUGCAGGAGGUGAACGACUUCGCGGGCCAGCGGGAGCUGGUGGCCGAGAACCUCGGCGUCCGCGUGUGCCUGGAACUGGCCAAGUACUCGCAGGAGAUGAAGCAGGAGAGAAAGACGCACUUCCAGGAAGGGCGGCGGGCCCAGCAGCAGCUGGAAAAUGGCUUCAAACAGCUGGAGAAUAGUAAGCGAAAAUUUGAGCGCGACUGCCGGGAGGCCGAGAAGGCGGCCCAGACGGCCGAGCGACUAGACCAGGACAUCAACGCCACCAAGGCCGACGUGGAGAAGGCCAAGCAGCAAGCCCACCUUCGGAGUCACAUGGCAGAAGAAAGCAAAAACGAAUACGCGGCUCAACUCCAGCGUUUUAACCGAGACCAAGCCCACUUCUAUUUUUCACAGAUGCCCCAGAUAUUUGAUAAGCUACAGGACAUGGACGAGCGGAGGGCCAGCCGCCUGGGCGCCGGGUACGGGCUCCUGUCGGAAGCCGAGCUGCAGGUGGUGCCCAUCAUUGCCAAGUGCCUGGAGGGCAUGAAGGUGGCCGCAGAGGCCGUGGAUCCCAAGCACGACUCCCAGGUCCUCAUCGAGCUGCACAAGUCAGGCUUCGCCCGCCCCGGCGACGUGGAAUUCGAAGACUUCAGCCAGCCCAUGAACCGGGCGCCCUCGGACAGCAGCCUGGGCACCCCCUCGGACGGCCGGCCUGAGCUCCGAGGCCCGGGCCGCAGCCGGGCCAAGCGCUGGCCCUUCGGCAAGAAGAACAAGACAGUGGCAACCGAGGACUUCAGCCAUUUGCCCCCUGAGCAGCAGAGAAAGCGACUGCAGCAACAGUUGGAAGAACGCAACCGUGAACUUCAGAAGGAGGUCGACCAGAGGGAGGCCCUGAAGAAAAUGAAGGAUGUCUAUGAGAAGACACCCCAGAUGGGGGACCCCGCCAGCCUGGAGCCCCAGAUCACGGAAACCCUGAGCAACAUUGAACGGCUGAAAUUGGAAGUGCAGAAGUAUGAGGCGUGGCUGGCAGAAGCCGAAAGUCGGGUCCUAAGCAACCGAGGGGACAGCCUGGGCCGGCACGCCCGGCCUCCCGACCCCCCGGCCGGCGCCCCACCUGACAGCAGCCAUAAUCACGGGUCACAGGACAACAAGGAGAGUUCCGAAGAGCCUCCCUCGGAAGAGGGUCAGGAUGUUCCCAUCUACACGGAAUUCGAUGAGGAUUUUGAGGAAGAGCCCACGUCACCCAUAGGUCACUGUGUGGCCGUCUACCACUUCGAAGGAUCCAGCGAGGGCACCAUCUCCAUGGCCGAGGGUGAAGACCUCAGCCUCAUGGAAGAAGACAAAGGCGACGGCUGGACCCGGGUCAGGCGGAAAGAGGGCGGCGAAGGCUAUGUUCCCACGUCCUACCUUCGAGUCACGCUCCACUGAGCCCCGCCUGGGCCCGGGAAAAGGGGGGCUGUCGGCUGCUGCUUCCGGGCCGCGGGGGGGCCCGGGACCUCUGCACUUUAUUCUGCCCCGUGGCUUCGGCUGAGACCUGUGGAACCUGCUGCCCCCACGGUCCCGGUCCCACCUGUCCCUCCACACGGACCCGCGUGCCUUUUUCCAGCAAUGGACAUACUUAGGUUUCAGAUCUUUUCUUCCUACCGCUCCGGCUUGGGCCGUUUUGUUUUAUAUAUAAAAAAAAAUUAUUAUGAA